Trametes versicolor FP-101664 SS1 is the source of this 924-nucleotide messenger RNA. RefSeq lists its product as uncharacterized. The record is from RefSeq and is a predicted model, not a curated record. Bases 233 to 850 code for a protein of 205 amino acids. Gene Ontology annotation, cellular component: mitochondrial small ribosomal subunit; ribosome. The transcript has 5 exons. Gene Ontology annotation, molecular function: small ribosomal subunit rRNA binding; structural constituent of ribosome. Gene Ontology annotation, biological process: mitochondrial translation. NCBI's taxonomy places the organism in Eukaryota, Fungi, Basidiomycota, Agaricomycetes, Polyporales, Polyporaceae.
AAAGGACGGUGUGGCCUUCGGACGACUUAUCCGGAGGGGGGCCCGGGUCCGACUACGUUUCGUUCCAUACACCGAGCACGCUUCGCCCUGCUCACCGAGACCCCGGCGCCGUCCAAGGCCAAGUCCCAGUCUCCCGCUUGCUGGUUAACGAGCCUACUCCGAACCUUGUUGCAGCUCUCCCAGACCCGCCCGAGCUCCUCAACUCUCCGUAGUGCUGCCAGGAGCCACCGCUAUGCUUUCUUUUGCGGGGAGUUUCCGUGCGGUCGCGCGCCGCCAAGCAUGUAAAGUGCCCGCCGUACGCGCCAUGGCAUCUGCCUCCGCGCAGACUGCCACCGUGGACGAGAACCCGUACAGCGAAAUCAGUGACUACAUCCACGACAUUGCGGAAGAGCAAAAGACCAUUGCUGCAGGGUCCACUGGAGAGAUUGUGGAGGGAGGCGACGCUGUUCCAGAACCCCGACCAUCCCCAAUUGGCGCGAAAGGGUUCCCCACACUGACCGGUUUCCGGACCAACCAGUUCGUCCGGCCGCAGGACUUCACGCGGGAUACAUACGCUAAAAUGGGCGGACGGAGCUCGUUCACGAAGCGGGCGCUGCUCGGCCCUGGCGCGUCCAAGUCGCGCUAUCUCGACAUAUUCCACCAAAUGAACAUCGACCCCUUGCAAGAGUCGCAGAACUCGAAGAUCAUGUCCCGCUUCGUCACCUCCAUGGGCAAGAUCAAGGGUCGCAGCGAGACGAACCUCACGUGGCAGAACCAGCGGCGGGUUGGAAAGGCCAUCCGCCGCGCGAAGAUGAUGGGGAUCAUCCCGGUGCUCAGCAGACGGACGCUCCUGCAUGAAGGGAAGCGGUGACGGCGACGGUCCGUACAGUCGAGCAGCUUCCCCCCUAUCUCACCUAUACAAUACACCGUGCUUAUUUGGAGAAC